Messenger RNA from Aphis gossypii (cotton aphid), 1304 nucleotides. RefSeq lists its product as uncharacterized. The coding region runs from base 351 to 1190 and encodes 279 amino acids. The record is from RefSeq and is a predicted model, not a curated record. Lineage: Eukaryota; Metazoa; Arthropoda; Insecta; Hemiptera; Aphididae. The transcript is spliced from 2 exons.
AUAUUUCUAUUCGCAGUACCUGCACGAUAACUACACUUAUAACGCACGGAACCGCGAACCCGAUGACCGCCGCCAGCAGUUGUAUAGCCGUUCCGAAUCACCACGCGCAUCACAAUAUAUUCGCAAUCGGAACUAUGACAGAACUGACCACGAGGUCCAUUGUCUCGAUCUCUUCAAACGUAUCGAUUGUCCGAGACGUCUGCCGGAAACCACCCUCACACGUGACGAUAUCGUCUUAAACGAGGAGCAUAAAUACUCGCGCGUAAUCAUUUAAUUGCCCAUUCGUCUUAAAUCGUUUUAAUCGUUGUCGUCGUCGUCGUCGUCAUCGUUCACAUUUACUCGCAUCCACGAUGUCGCCUCGUCUCUCCAUCGACAGAUCUCUGGUCGCGUUCGGUUCUUCGUCGUCAUCGUUAUUGUUGUUGUUGCUCCAUCUACAGCUUCUUUCUGCCACGGUGGGGACACGCUACGACGUCGGUGGGCUAGCGGCCUCGCUGCACGACGAGGGUGAGAAGUGUGCUCAGUCCACCGAACUGUGGCCGUGCCUGACCAGGACCGGUGCGAAAAUCGUAGCCGCGGUGGCCACGUAUCCGGGAGAGAUACCGCUGAUGGGCCAGUACUUGGCCGUGGUGCCGGACGACCGGGCGCGAACAGCCGGCGAAGGACGAAUGGCAAUGUACAAAAACGGCUCUUCGUCGACGUGGCCGCCGUCCACGUCGGUGUACUCUAAAAUCGCGGAAUUCGCAUCGAAAAGAUCGCUGAGGGUGUCUGUGCCCAUGGACGCGGUCGCGUGGCUGAUCGGAGUUACGACAUCCACGCCCGUUACCGGUGUCGAAGGCCGGGGCAAGAAGGACAAGGGCGCCGGAGUGCUGAUGCUCGGAGGAAUGAUGAUGAUGACCACGCUCAUGUCCACCGCGUUCGGGGCGCUGGCGCUGAUGGCUGCCAAGGGACUGUUGACCAGUAUACUCGCUCUGAUGCUUUCGGCGAUGGCGGUAUCGAAAAAGUCGGGCGGCCACGGCCACGCCAGGACUACGUACGAAGUCAUCAACAACCCGGGACCUCACCAAGCGUACCAACAGGCAACCGAUUACAAGUUGGAAACCGGUGGGGCUAUCAUAUCAGACAUCAAUGCAGCUCAAUACAAUGCGGCUCAAACCGAACCUAUUCAAUAUGGUAACCAGCAAUAUGAUUAAAAUUGAAAAUAAAUGAAUUGUUCUUAGUUUCUAGUACUAUAAUGUUAAUCGAUGAGUUAAAAACAAAACUCAUUAUGCAUUUAAAAUGUUUUAAUAUUAAUUUAUUUUCGUGUA